Lampris incognitus (smalleye Pacific opah) is the source of this 1362-nucleotide messenger RNA. RefSeq names its product neuronal acetylcholine receptor subunit beta-2-like. Gene Ontology annotation, cellular component: neuron projection; postsynaptic membrane; synapse. Lineage: Eukaryota; Metazoa; Chordata; Actinopteri; Lampriformes; Lampridae. The transcript is spliced from 5 exons. Gene Ontology annotation, molecular function: acetylcholine-gated monoatomic cation-selective channel activity; transmembrane signaling receptor activity. The record is from RefSeq and is a predicted model, not a curated record. Bases 55 to 1362 code for a protein of 435 amino acids. Gene Ontology annotation, biological process: regulation of membrane potential; chemical synaptic transmission; signal transduction.
CUCUCUCUCUCUCUCUCUCUCUCUCUCUCUCUCUCUAACGAGAGGGAGCAGAUCAUGACCACCAACUGCUGGCUCACUCAGGUCUGGAAUGACUACAGGUUAAUGUGGGACCCCGAGGAAUAUGAGGGCAUCAAGAAGGUUCGCCUUCCGUCACAACAUAUCUGGCUGCCAGACAUCGUCCUUUACAACAAUGCUGACGGUACCUAUGAGGUCUCCUUCUAUUCCAAUGCCGUGGUCUCCAACAACGGUGAGGUGGCCUGGCUCCCUCCGGCCAUCUACAAGUCAGCCUGUAAGAUCGAAGUCCGCGACUUCCCCUUUGACCAGCAGAACUGCACCCUAAAGUUCCGCUCGUGGACGUACGACCACACCGAGAUCGACCUCAUUCUCCUCAGCGACUACGCCAGCCGCGACGACUUCAAGCCCAGUGGUGAGUGGGACAUUGUCUCGCUGCCCGGGCGCAAGAACGAAGACCCUGGCGAUAUCACGUACCUCGAUAUCACCUACGACUUCAUCAUCAGGAGGAAACCGCUGUUCUACACCAUCAACCUGAUCAUCCCCUGCGUUCUGAUCACCUCCCUGGCCAUCCUGGUGUUCUACCUCCCGUCAGACUGCGGUGAGAAGAUGACCCUCUGCAUCUCCGUCCUCCUGGCCCUCACUGUCUUCUUGCUCCUGAUCUCAAAAAUCGUGCCACCCACAUCCUUAGCAGUGCCUCUGAUCGGGAAGUACUUGAUGUUCACCAUGGUGCUGGUCACCUUCUCCAUCGUCACCAGUGUGUGUGUGCUCAACGUGCACCACCGCUCCCCCAGCACGCACACCAUGCCGCCCUGGGUCAAGCGCGUCUUCCUCUACCAGCUCCCCUGCUACCUUUUCAUGCGGCGGCCCGGGAGCUCCAACAUCCGAGAGAGGUUCCGGAAAAAGCACCAACAGCGGUCGUACUCGGACCUGAAGCAGCGGGGGGCGGAUGGGUCGUUGGCGACUGGCGGGGCAGCGAGCUCCGGGGGGAUGGCAGACUCCACCUCCUCCUCUUCCUCCUUCUACGUGAACGAGGAGUCGGCUAAGCGCUACGGCUGGAAGAUCAGCGACCUGUCGGAGAACACAGAGUUCAGGAAGAGGAUGACGCUCAAGUGUAACAUCAACGUGGAGGAGGCGGUUGACGGAGUGCGUUACAUCGCCGAGAAGAUGAAGAGUGAGGAUGAUGACGAAGGGAUCAUUGAGGACUGGAAGUACGUGGCUAUGGUGAUCGACCGUCUCUUCCUGUGGAUCUUCGUGCUGGUGUGUGUCGUCGGGACGGUGGGCCUCUUCAUGCAGCCGCUGUUUCAGAGUUACAACAUCCCUAUUGUUGACGACAUGGAGCAGCACUGA